UCCUCUGCUCGCCCGCAACACACGCCGCCGCUCCUCAUCUCCAUCUCUUAAUAUAUAAGACUUCGCUGCUGCUCCGAUCGGCCAGCAUUUUUUUUGUGAUUUCGUUCGUGAAACGUUCGUGUCAGGCAGUGAGUGCGACAGUUCAGCUAGACAAACUUCAGUUCUUUUCAUUGCCACCCUCGCCCUCUUGGACUUUUUCCUGCGACGAAGAGCUGUGCACCGCGUCGCCACCACCAUGAUCUCCCCAGCCUGGAUUUUGGCCUGCCAGUUGGCCCUAUUAGGGCUGGUAAUGGCUGCUCCACAGCUGGAUAUGGGCAACAUCCAGCCGUCUUUCGCCACGAUUAGCAAGAAGUUCCGAGUGGUCACAGAAGACACGGUGAUCCUGCCAUGCGAGAUCAACAACUUGGGCUUGUACCAAGUGGUCUGGAAGCGAGGGGCCAGCAUCUUGACGGCUGGCACACUCAAAAUCUACCCUGACAAUCGGAUCAGGUUAGUCGAGGGCACCAACCUGGAGAUCAGAGACAUUUCCACCAAGGAUGCUGGAGACUACGUCUGCCAAAUUUCCCUGCUGGAGCCCAUCACCCUCACACACACAUUGGAGAUUCUCGUUCCGCCGCGCAUCCAGAAGGUCUCCAACAACGGCAAUCUGGACGUGAAAAAGUUCUCGACCGUCACGCUGGAGUGCAAGGCGUCGGGAAAUCCUGUACCCACAAUCACCUGGUCCAGAAAGAACAACUUGCUUCCCUCCGGCGAUAAGUCAGUCGAAGGUUUCUCCAUCACGAUUGAGCAGGUAACGAGGCACCAGGCCGGCGUGUACCAGUGCAUGGCCAGCAAUGGGGUUGGACAGCCCGUCCUCAGGGACAUCGCCCUCAGAGUGCAAUAUGCGCCCGAGAUCGAGGUGGAGCGUAAUUGGGUCCAUUCCGGCGAGGGAUACGAGGCCCAAUUAGUCUGCAUCGUCCAUGCCGAACCACCUGCUGAGGUGCUGUGGUACCGAGAUACAUUGCGCCUGGACACAACGGAAAGAAUGUAUUCAGAAUCCAGGGGCAGCAGGCACACCCUCUUCAUCCGCAAAGUGGACGCCUCCGACUUUGGAAACUACAGCUGCGCCGCUGAUAAUGCACUCGGCAAGAGUCGUCAAUACCUCGAGCUGUCAGGUCGACCAACGCAGGCCCAAUUUUUCAGCAACCCGCGCGGACGCUUCAGAGAUACCUACAACAUCACCUUCUCCGUGGAAAGCUACACGCCCGUCGAGGAAUACAAGCUCUACUUCAGGAAACUGCCGGACAAUGACAGCUUGAUCUUCAGUAACCACCUGGGCCACGGCACCAACGAGAGGACCAACCACCACGGCAUCCCGAUCAUCGGCGGCUACAGGGGCGCGAUGGGGGUGAACGAGUGGCGCGACGUGAUCAUCAACGUGGACAGGAAGGAGCGGCUGAGCCAACGCGUGUACUAUUUGAUCCACGGGCUGGAGGCAGGCACCGAGUACGAGGCCAAGGUGCAGGCGCGCAACCGCUUCGGCUGGGGCGUUGUGUCGCGAGGCUUCCGCUUCGACACGCGCGGAUCAGAGAGCUCCCUGUACGAACCUGGUGCUGAAGAGUUCGGAGAGCCUGAAAUGCGAGACCUGGGAAUGACCGCUGCUGCUGGAGGUGGCAGCUCAAUUCGAGUCAGCGCAGGCCAAAGUGGCCUGCUCCUAGCCUUCACCCUUUUCAUGUUUCUGACAGUAGUUGGGGCGGCCAGUUGCGGCUGCGUCGCGUCAUAGACACAUCAAAGUUAGGUUGUGGCCAAGUCCCUCCUGUGGUGCGAAUGAGUGAAACUGAGCCAAACUGAACUGACAGGACGAAUGGAUGCUGCGCGCGAACGGAAUCAUCCUAGUUCAUAAGAAACACACUCUACACUCUGUCUCACAGCUAAAAUGGAUCCAUUUACACACUCAAAAAAGUGUUUCAGCCGCCUCGUCAUACUAAAAAAUGCACUCUCACUAGACUGUGGAAUGCUUUGCAGAUUCGUUUCUCCUCUAUAGCGGCCGCAUAACUGAUUUUGAGUUGUCUUUUUGCGGAGGUCAAUUGGCUUUGUCCAUGAAUAAUAUGUAUUUGUCUCGUGACACACACGUACUGACUAAACCACUUGGAUGUGUACAGCAUUAAUUGUUACCUUGAGAAAAGAAAAGUGCAGCGCGUGUGUAUAAUUAAUAACAAUUUAGCGAAAUACCGUGUGCAGUCAGCAAAUUAUAUAGUUGAAUCUCAUCCUGUUGUACUCACGCUGUUUCAGUUGUCGAUGGGUCCAAAAUAAAUAGCAAAAUUUCGCGUCAUUUAAAAGAGAUUAGAGCACACAAACACACAUUACUACAUGCGAAUGAUGUCAAUGUUGUAUAAAUUAAAAUAGCUGAAGAAGAAAGUGCUGAUCGUGAAGUUGAAAGGGACAGAGACGGGACUCGAGUGCGUGAAUGAGAAGAUUUCAACUGAAUGGACCUCUUGGGAAUAUAAUUAUGUCAAAUGCACCGACGGAUUUCUACUCGUUCUCAAAAGUGCAGCUAUAAUAUUUUUACCCGAUGAAGAAGAAGAGAAUCAAAGGACGCUGGAUUUUUCAAGUGCGCCGCGUAGGUUACACACAAAAAUACAAAUAACAUAUAUUAUCGUCGUGUAGAUAUAGGUAAUGCAAAAAUCUCACACACUGGUUUUUGUUCCUUCUCACUAAACUCCAGGAUUGAGAAGCUUUUCUAUCCAUCACCCAGUAUCCCAGCCCUGAUUUCCAGGGUUGCAGUCGCGCAUGCAGCACGGAAAUGACUAAAAUUAAAAUAGCGUUCUGUACAAGCUUCGAGUUUGCCCUUAUUCCGAGCGAGCGAGCACGUUUUCCUGUUUCAGUCAUUUUCGUAAAUAGGAAUUAAGCCACGCUUCCUCGGAAAACGACGAUUUCGUUGAUUUGUAUUUAUUAAUUAAUUACUCUCAUGAUGUGCCGUUCGAAUUGAACCUGCGAAACCCAACCAUAAAAAUUGAAGACAGGCCUAUUGUGAUAAAUACAAAAAAUUGUCCCGAUUCACUCGCACAGCUGCCGCGGAAAUUUUUCUGAUGAUUGUAUUUAGAACUUGCAGGAUGUUACCAUAUUUAUGUCUCCCUGUCAUAGAGGCAGCAAACCUCUCACAUAAAAGAUAAUAAAAAAUUUGUGUCCAUUAGUAGAUGUUGCUGUGUAUAACGAAUCUCAUUACUUGAUUCUAUUGCGUAAAGAAUGCGGUUUUGACAAUUAUAAUUUAGAGCAGAUAUUUCCCCUUGUUCAGAAGAUGAUUUCGAAGCACAAUGCCUAUUUUUGUAAAAAUGCUUGAUGAUAAGAUGUUUCUUGGACAAAGAAAAGCUCGAGAUCCAUAAUUUCAAGGACUGUUUUAGUUUUACAAAUUGAUUCUCGGAGAGUGGAAAUUUAUGCAGCCCGACAAGUUGGCAUGAGUUGAGCGCUACCAAGUGUUUCGUUGAUUUGAUUUCCAUUUUCCCACGAACAUUUAAUAUUUUGGUGUGCAUGUAUGUUGCACUUAAUAUGGAUAAUACAAAAUUACAAUAUUUGUAUACUUCAGUGUCUGAUGGCGAAAUCGAUUUGAUUAAUACCAUGAAAUAUUCUUAAGACAAAAAAAAUGUAUGAGAAAUCAAUUUCCAUGAUCCAUAAAAGAAUUAUAUUACAAUGUGAAUAAACUGUUUAUACUGUAAACCUUAA
This is a messenger RNA of Cloeon dipterum, 3699 nucleotides long. Its product is annotated as protein amalgam. NCBI's taxonomy places the organism in Eukaryota, Metazoa, Arthropoda, Insecta, Ephemeroptera, Baetidae. The transcript has 12 exons. The record is from RefSeq and is a predicted model, not a curated record. Gene Ontology annotation, molecular function: axon guidance receptor activity; protein binding. Gene Ontology annotation, biological process: synapse organization; homophilic cell-cell adhesion. Gene Ontology annotation, cellular component: neuronal cell body; axon; plasma membrane. The coding region runs from base 236 to 1762 and encodes 508 amino acids.